AUGGCCCUACUACUUGGCUCCUACUGCAUCAAAUCCAUCCACACCGCUCGUCGCGAGGCACAAUCCACGUCAAGCACCACAACCACUACGCCCCGACCCAGAAAGGCAGAGUCGCAGUCUUCAUGGGUACAGCAGGCACUUGAAGAGAGUCGAGAGGGGGAAAAGAAGGGAUCUCAGUGA
Messenger RNA from Aspergillus niger, 180 nucleotides. RefSeq lists its product as hypothetical. Bases 1 to 180 code for a protein of 59 amino acids. Lineage: Eukaryota; Fungi; Ascomycota; Eurotiomycetes; Eurotiales; Aspergillaceae. The record is from RefSeq and is a predicted model, not a curated record. The transcript has a single exon.